Molecule: messenger RNA, 1170 nt
Organism: Sorghum bicolor (sorghum)
Lineage: Eukaryota; Viridiplantae; Streptophyta; Magnoliopsida; Poales; Poaceae
Product: selT-like protein
Exons: 4
Coding region: 143-895 (250 amino acids)
Biological process (GO): cell redox homeostasis
Cellular component (GO): endoplasmic reticulum membrane
Molecular function (GO): thioredoxin-disulfide reductase (NADPH) activity
Source: RefSeq, a predicted model, not a curated record
CCAUUGGGACCCACAUAGCAGGUUGGAGAGGAGGUUCCCUCCCUGCGACUGCGAGACUGCGACCCUGCCCCCCUUCAACCCGCGUCUCGAGAGAGACGGAGACCGGAGACGCCCACGAGGCCGUCCUCCGCCGCGACGCGCCAUGGAUCGCGCGCAGUUGCUCCUCGUCGGACUCCCGGCCUUCCUCUUCUUCUCCGACCUCACUCACAUCUUCGCGCCGCCGCCUCCCCACCUCCGCCACCCCCAUCACCACCCUCCUCACCACCACCAUCACCCGCAUCCGCCGCACCAUCCCCACCCGCACCCGCCGCAUCAUCCCCACCCGCCUCACCACCACCCGCAACCGCCGCACCACCACCAGCACCCCGACCCUUCUGCGGCAAUCAUACAGGAGCCACGUGUGGAUGGGGCUGGAUUCGGCAGCACGGUGGAGCUGCAAUUCUGUGCCUCCUGCUCGUAUAAGGGAACUGCGGUGACCAUGAUGCGCAUGCUGGAAACCUCAUUUCCUGGCAUUCAUGUUAUCUUGCAUAAUUAUCCUCCUCCAUUCCCCAAGCGUGUACUCAGCAAAGUUGUCCCAAUUGUUCAAGUUGGAGCCAUUGCAACAAUAAUGGCUGGUGACCAUAUUUUCCCAAGGCUUGGAAUGGUUCCUCCUCCAUGGUACUACUCACUUCGCGCCAAUAGAUUCGGAACCAUGGCAACAAUCUGGCUAUUUGGCAACUUUGCUCAGUCCUUUCUACAAAGCUCUGGUGCCUUUGAAGUUUACUGCAAUGGAGAUUUGGUAUUCUCAAAACUUGCUGAGCAGAGGUUCCCUAGCGAGUUCGAGUUGCGGGAGCUUAUUGGCAGCAGACUGCCUGAGUCUCCAUUUGGGAGGAAUCUGGGGAAAACCUUGACUUAGAUGACGACCCCAGAAAUCAAAGCUCAGAAUGCCACAAUUCAAUCUGUUGCUUUUAAGGUAUUAUUAGUAGGUAGUAACUAUUUGGUGUUGAUCUAUCGAGGAUGCACACUUGUCUGUAAACACAACUUUCCAGCUUGUAUAAUGGAUCUACGGAUCACCUGACAUGAGAAGGUGACCAAAGUACUACAAACUGUGUGAUGACAAUGGGACGGUAAGGAUAUUAUGAUGGCCUGGUAGCUUCUGGGAGAUUUGUAAGUAUGUUGCUCACAUCACUA